AUGGGCAAGGCUAUAUCAAAAUCUGAUAAUAAUGAAACUGCAAAUUUAAAAUGUACCUGCAAUCCUGUAUUUGUCUUUCAUUAUAACAUCCAACAGAUUACUUUCUUUGAAGACAAAAGCUUCCAGGGCCGUCACUAUGAGUGUACUGGAGACUGUGCUGACAUGCAGUCCCACUUUUCUCGCUGCAACUCCAUCCGAGUAGACAGUGGAUGCUGGGUGGCCUACGAGAAGCCCAACUAUGGUGGAUAUCAGUACAUGCUUUUCAAGGGUGAAUACCCUGAUUUCCAGCACUGGGCUGGAUUCAACGACUGCAUUCGUUCCUGCCGCAUGGUUCCUCCCUACACUGGAAACUACAGGAUGAAGAUCUUUGAGCGCUUCGACUUCGGUGGUCAGGCAAUGGAGCUGAAUGAAGAUUGCCCUGAUCUGCGUCAACGAUUCCACAAUGGAGACGUCUCUUCAGCCAAUGUCAUGGAGGGCUACUGGAUCCUCCAUGAGCACCCCAACUACACUGGCCGCCAGUUCUUCCUGCGUCCUGGCGAAUACAGGAGGCACGUCGAGUGGGGCAGUCCAAGUCCUACCAUGGGCUCCCUGCGACGUGUGACUGACCUCAACUGAAGAUCCGAAUCACGCAACCACCUCUCCCAGUGUGUCAACAGCACUGCCUGUCCAUGCAGCGACUAUGUCUAACUUUCAAUCACCUCGAGGUGGUCAUGCUGAAUGUAUUUGUGAUGCUUGCUGUAAUCCGGCACAAGUGCCGUUUAGCCUCGCUUAAGUAGGGCUAUCUGUCUUCUUUAGCACUGUUGACCGAGCAAACUGUGUAUUUUAUCAGCACCCUUUCCUUCCCAAUUACAACUGGAAAUAAAGGAAAAAUUUAUUAAAAUCAAACAAAUGACAUUUGUACAGUCUGAAUGCAAUGCAGUGAAUGAAAACACCUCAAAACGUUGACGUACGAGUAUACGUCCAUUGUCUUGAUCACGCAUGAAGCCAUCUUGUGCCCAAGAGACAAAAGAAAAUUAUUAAGGAAACUGGCUUGUUCUUUGAACUGAGUUAUUAAGGAACAAAAAAAGGGGUAUCUGAGGAUGGGAGAGCAGAAGACUUUUAUAAGAUCACAUGAUGUCUAGCAGACGCUUUGGGCCCUUGAAAGAUGCCCCAUAUUAGCAGCACAUCAUAGGGCAACGCUGACUCAAAAAGGAAAAGUCAAAGUGGCCUGGUCUUAGCCCCAAGCAUGCAGCUCUCUCAGAACACAAAACAAAACUAAGUCCAUAUCUAAGUUCAUGCAUUUUUCAUAAGGUAUGGAUACUGAGGCCUUUCAGAGAUAAAUAUCAAUUAUUGAAAUUUUUAAUUAGAAGCCCAUAAUUGGCAAAGAUACAAAUGAAUAAAUAACUUUGACGAUUAAUUAUAGAUUUGAAAAAAUUAGGCUCUGCAGGGAGCACGUUUGAAUCUCUAAAGAUCAAGGAAACACAAGAAAUAUGAGUUUUCGCCUCAAGUAAUGUUCAAUUAAAGCUGUACUGACUGUGAAGGUCCGAUGGUUUGCCAUGAGACCGGUUCUUUUAAAUUUCACUUCCAUAUGCUCUAAACUCUCGAAUUAGACCUUGACAUCAUGCGCAGGUUGAUGUAAUACCAAAUCAAGAAUUAUUUAAGAGUCAUAAUUUCGACAUCAUAAAACUGCACUGACUAAAUUCACCUGAAAGUACAAUUUUAGGGUCAAUGCUCAUGUUACUUUACAAAAAGUGAUCUUAUUUGAAAAUAAGCAUAACAACCUUUGUUUCACAUGUUAGUUAUAAUUAUGCUUUUUUACGGCUGCACCUGUAUUUUUGUCUCCUGUUUUGGCAGUAACACUCUCCUCAUUUGAGCAUUUUUUAACCUCUUUCAUCCAAAACAGUCAUUGAUCAUAGAUCUUACACAGUAAAGUUGGAACACAAUAACACAUGAAUGAGACUCUGUUUCUCUUCAUCUCUGGAUCUUUUUAGUUCCUGAUGAAGGCUUAUUGAGGCAUAAACCACAUAUUUUGGAGAAUAAAAAGAAUUCAUAAGUCAAAAGGCACUGGCACUUUCAUGGCAAGCCUCAGUCUUCUUGCAGUCUCUUCUUUCCUAAUAGCAACAUAAUUAAUCCUCUGUAGUAUUGUUUUCACUCUUCCAUGUCCCACUUAGUGCUUGGCAAGUCUCCCUCUCCCUACAGAACAGCCUCUUGAUGUUUCCCACACUGAACU
This is a messenger RNA of Ctenopharyngodon idella (grass carp), 2209 nucleotides long. It is a transcript of the gene crygmx, whose product is annotated as crystallin, gamma MX. The coding region runs from base 1 to 615 and encodes 204 amino acids. NCBI's taxonomy places the organism in Eukaryota, Metazoa, Chordata, Actinopteri, Cypriniformes, Xenocyprididae. The record is from RefSeq and is a predicted model, not a curated record. The transcript is spliced from 3 exons. Gene Ontology annotation, molecular function: structural constituent of eye lens. Gene Ontology annotation, biological process: visual perception; lens development in camera-type eye.